This is a messenger RNA of Rotaria sp. Silwood2, 1011 nucleotides long. The record is from the annotation of a GenBank genome assembly. NCBI's taxonomy places the organism in Eukaryota, Metazoa, Rotifera, Eurotatoria, Philodinida, Philodinidae.
AUGGAUUUUAUUAAUUCGACACCAACAAGUGAAAUAAUUUUUUUAAUAUCAUCUUCAUUAUGCGCUCUGGAAAUUUUACCAAUGAUAAAAGAUUUGAGACAAUUGGAUUCAGCAUUUAUUUAUUCAAUUGAACACGAACCUAAAAUUCAUGAGAAAGUGUUUGAUAAAUAUUCAAAAAUCAUCGGAAUAUUCUAUCAAUUAGAAGAUUUAUUUCAAUCUAUUCGAGAUAAUAUUGAUUUAGUUAUUAAACAAAUUGAAACAUUUAAAUUCUAUGAAAAACAUCAAAAAUCGACUCGUGAAUUAUCGAAAGAAUUCGGUUCGUUUCUUUGGUUACGUUUAUUCAAAGAUAUCGUCCUUCAAUUACCACACGAUGAACAAGCAAAACAAGAAAUGAUUGACAAAUUGAAAGAAUAUUAUUGUAAUAAUAAUAAACAGUUAAAAUUAAUUGAAAAUUUUAAUCAAGAAUAUAAAUCCGAAGAUGCUCUUUGUUGGUAUACUGGACACCCAUUUUUAUACAAGAUAUUGAAUAGAGCUUUGCGUACUGAAGAUACGGAAUUAUUAUAUAAGUUUCGUUAUUUUAUAUCGGAUCUUUCAAAAAAUCUUUUCCGUGAAUAUGAAGUAUUGAAAGAUUCAUUGGAUACAACACUCACAUUCUAUCGUGGUGUUAAAGUAUCGAAAGAAGAAGCUUACAAAUUAGAGUGCAAUGUUGGACAACUUAUUUCGACCAAUAGAUAUUUAUCAACGAGUUUUUCGAAAAAUGUUGCUGUAGCAUUUGUUAGUGAAUCAACGGACGAAUAUGAAAGAAUUCUAUUCGAAAUUGAAUGUGAUCUAAGAAAAAUCGUUUCAAUUAUCUUGGCUUCGAUAGCUCACUACAGUAAACAUCGAUUUGAAGACGAAGUUUUAUUUGAUUUGGAUGCAGCAUUUGAAAUAUUAUCAGUUUCAAAAGAUGUAUCAUUGAAUGCUUUGGUUGUGAAAAUGAAAGCAACCGAUGAAGGAUCGACACUUGCUUGA